This is a messenger RNA of Frieseomelitta varia, 4030 nucleotides long. Its product is annotated as formin-like protein 5. The record is from RefSeq and is a predicted model, not a curated record. Gene Ontology annotation, biological process: actin nucleation. The coding region runs from base 1 to 3678 and encodes 1225 amino acids. Gene Ontology annotation, molecular function: microtubule binding. Gene Ontology annotation, cellular component: actin filament. The transcript is spliced from 9 exons. Lineage: Eukaryota; Metazoa; Arthropoda; Insecta; Hymenoptera; Apidae.
AUGGAGACAGGGGCGUAUGAGGGCGCAGCCGCGGCCUCGCCACGGCAAAUCAGGCCAAAGCUGCGCGACAUCGCCCGCUUCUGUGUUAACACAUUCAGAGCGUUUUAUGCCGGGAACGUCGGGGCUGCAUUCACCAACGUUGCAGCCGCAGCCGCUGCACCAGCCGCCGGGCCAGCCACCGCCUCCGUCUGCCCUGACGGUCUCGCGGCACAGGAAGCGUCGCCGCGCGACCCUGUCAUGGGUAAUCUGCAAAGCGAAGCCAAGAAGAAGGGAAAGAAGAGCAAAGGAACUGUAGAUGGGACUGCGAGCACGCCAGGAUCCAUAGGGGAUGGUCUCGACGACGCGACCGACACUGGCGAUGACGAAGAAACGGCCGAAACAGGAGAAACACCUGCUAAGAAUGUGGAAGAGUGUCAGAAAGCUGGACCGGAAAAGCGAUUGCCUCACAAGAGGCAAGCACCGAAACCACCUGGUUCUACCGAGAGAAAGAUCGGGCCAAUUGUAUCAGAGUCAUCGGAGAAGAAGUCACGCAAUCAGGAAAAACACGAGAAAGAAAAGGAAGAUGGAUCUCGAAAAUCGAUAGAACUGACCGAGUCGAAGGGAACAAAGGUGAAGGAAGAAUCAUCGGGAACGUUAUUGAUACCGGCAACGAAUCAAAUACAAAAACAAGAACCUACGCUUCUGGUCACGGAUUCGUGGUUGUUGGCCAACAAGUGCACAGUCGUGGCUGAGAUUUCGAUGCCGCCUAGUCAGAAAUCGUCGAGCGAUAGCGUGUUUACUGAUCCUGAUGAAUUGAUCAGUGCAACGAAUGCCACGAAAGAGGAAACAGCCCCGGCGCCAUCGGCGUUCAUCUCGAGGAAUCACGAGGUCCAACCAUCUCCCAUGUCCCCGCUUUUAGAACGAAGAAUCAUUGGUACGUUAACCUCAGCUCUGCCAGAACAGUUGAAAUCGAUAUUGACGGAAGCCGAAGUUGAACAAUUUGUGGCUAGAAUAUAUUCCAGACUCGUAUCAGAUGGUAUUAUUGGAUCGAUUACGCUUGACAGUGUCACGCAGAACAAGGAGCUUACAGAAGAUCAAUCUCAAUGCAGAGACACGCCAUCGAUAUCGGUUAGUCCAGUCGAAGAAGAAGUUUCUUCGAGAGACCAACGAGAUUCGGAAAAGGAAACACUGAGACGGGAACUCGAACGACUUCGCGAACUUGCCAAAAAUGCGGAUAAACCUACUCAAGGUAAAUCCACGCAGACAUCUCCCACGACGGCUCUCCCAGAAACAUGUUCCGAGGAUUUGUCGAAAGUUAAAUCUUCCGAAACAUUCGGUUCGCCUUCGGAGAGGGCUAUCGUUCGAGAUUCAACGAACUCUCAAGAGCAAUCUUCGAGUAGCACUUCGACAUCGGACACAAGUGUUUCGAAGGACACGAAAGCUGCCGAAAACGCGGCAGGAGUUACUCGAUUACCAUCGACUCUAACUACGCCUGUUUCACCACCGCUACAGCAAGUUUCUUCCACUCCUGCAUAUACGAGUGCAUCACCUCCACCACCACCUCCACCUCCGCCGCCACACUCGCCUUUCUUAAAUCAUCGUUCUCAAAGCAAUGUAGCCUCUAUCUCUCAACCAUCUUACUCCAUUCCACCCCCACCUCCAUUACCCGCCUGCAGCACUCCAACACAAUCGUUCUCGUCUCAACGCAGUAUAACUUCGUUACCGACAAUCCCACCGCCCCCGCCACCUCCGCCCUUACCUCCGCCGAUCUUACAAUCAGCGACAGAUGAGAUGCACGUAGCACCACCCGCUCCUCCGCCACCUCCGCCACCUCCGUCCCCUGCACCCUCAAUCGGAAGGCAAACAAGUUCUGCACCACCUGCGCCUCCGCCUCCGCCUCCUCCACCCCCUCCCCCUCCGCCGCCGACGCAAACAGCCCUCUUCAAUUUAAUACCGCCACCGCCUCCUCCACCUCCAUUUCCACCUUCAUCUCUAUCCUCGGCAUCCUCCAUCACUGGACUACACGCAGGUCCUCCGAUUCCUCCUCCUCCUCCUCCUCCACCUCCGCCGCCCCCUCCUGCUUCAACGUCCUCGAUCGGUUCAGUGUCCGGAGGAGCGCCGCCGCCACCUCCUCCACCACCUCCGACACCUAUGAUAGGCGUACCGCCACCUCCGCCUCCGCCACCAGCUGGAAUGGGAGAUAUUCCCGGUGGACCACCGCUUCCACCACCGCCACCACCAUCUAUGGCGAUUCCUCCUCCGCCUCCGCCAGGAGCUCAAGGAACGCUGCAACAACCUACUCCGUUACCCACACCUCCGGUUGGAGGUUGGAAUCCAGCCAGCAGAGCGUGCAUGAGGAAAGAGCCGCUCUGUCCCGAGGUUCCUAUGAAACCACUCUACUGGACCAGGAUUUUGAUGCCUGCAAUACCAACAGAGCAUGGUUCCGUCGACGCUUCAGAUUCGGCCGCGCAGAUUCCACUAUGGGCGGAGUUAGAGGAAGAGAAAAAUCUGGACAUGAAAGAGUUCGCAGACCUGUUUUCUCGUCAGGUGACCGCCAGAAAGCCGGUCAAAAAAGCGGACGAGGCUUCGAAACCGUCUAAGAUACAGCCAGCAAAGAUCCUCGACUCGAAACGAUCCAAGUCCGUUGGUAUUCUGGAGAAAAGCUUGCACGUGGACUUUAGCGAGGUUGAGAACGCGGUUUACAAUUUGGACACCAGUGUUGUUAGCCUGGAGGCGUUACAGCAGAUUUAUAACAUAUUGCCGACGCAGAAAGAACUGGAGGAGAUAAAGGCUUUCGAGGAGAGCAAUCCGGACGUUCCUCUGGAUCGACCAGAGAUCUUCGUGAAGAAACUUGCCGGUAUAGAUCAUUUUUCCGAGAGGAUAGCGUGUCUGAUGUUUCAAACCGAAUUUCAAGAUACGAUCUCGUCCGUUUCAUCGAAGUUGACGAACUUACGAAGCACCUGCGAUUUCCUCCGGAACUCCAGAUCUCUGAAGAAAGUGAUGGCGUUAAUUCUCACGCUCGGCAACUACAUGAACGGUGGAAACAGGACGCGAGGCCAAGCUGACGGGUUUGGCCUUGAGAUUCUAGAGAAAUUGAAGGACGUAAAGUCGAAUGUACCUGGUGUCACCUUGCUGCAUUACGUUGUCAGAGCAAGAUUAGCACAAGAGAAGGAUCACAACUUUGAGGAACCACUGCCGUUGCCGAUUCCGGAACCAGCAGACAUAGAAGCGGCAUCCACGAUUAAUUUCGAGAAUAUUUCGGCCGAGUUAGAAAGAUUAAAAACGAAACUUCGUGUUUGUAUCGACAAGUGUGAAAUCAUCGCCAAUACGGAUUCCAAACAGUCAGGACUGUUCAAAGAAAAGAUGGAUUCGGUUUUCCGCGAGGCGGCUGCAGAAUUGGCAAACGAGCAAGAGGCUUUAUUGGAUGCGAAGAACAAAUUCAAGGCUGUGAUGCAAUUUUAUCAAUACACGCCCAAAGGCUCGAAGAACCUAGACGCAGUCGAUCCGAACUCGUUCUUCAUUUUUUGGCUUGGUUUCUGUCAGGACUUCAAAGAUAUCUGGAAAAAGGAGCAACAACGAAUGCGAAAGGAACGAAUCGAAGAAAUGAGAAAGAAAUACGAAAGUAAAACGAAAGUGGAAAAACGGAAAAUAAGCGCCACAGGAUUGAAAGCACGCCUUCAGAAGCUCUCACGAAAGUAGAUUUAAAAGUCGAUACCGUGGACAUAUCGAUACGUACACACGUCAACGAAUGUGCAUUAAUCGAACGAGAACAACAAGUAUUCGAGCGAGGAUAGUCUGGUUGUCACAAAUAAAAAAUAGUUUAUCGGAUCGAUCGUUCGUUCCGUUCGGUCCGUCCUAACUCUUUACGGCACUAAUUUCGUUAAACUAAACGAAAUAACGAUUGCUGUCGCAUAGAUAUAUUCGUCGAUAUGAAUUUGUUAUAAAACUGUACGUAGGCUUCUCGUUAAGUUUGCGUCUAAUUUGUAAAUACGAUUGUUCCGCGAAUGAAGAAUUCGAGUAAUUCUAAUAAACAUAUAACUUUUUACAUGAA